Mycena citricolor is the source of this 3024-nucleotide messenger RNA. The record is from the annotation of a GenBank genome assembly. Lineage: Eukaryota; Fungi; Basidiomycota; Agaricomycetes; Agaricales; Mycenaceae.
UGAUACUGAUCCUUCUGAUUCCAUGUACCAGAGCAUAAGUAAAGUAAAGUACAAGGCUACCUAGUCCCGCAUUACAGAUAGAAUGGAUACAAUAACGUUGGAUACAGAAACUUCUUGCGCGCUAAUGAAUAUGCCUAUCCUGAAGGCGCGCGGUCGAGCCCCCCCAGCAGCCGGAUCAAGUUCCGCUUGCUCUUGGACACCACAGCCAGAUGAGCCCUCAACUGCGAAGCAUCCAGGAACAUCUCCCCACACGACACACACUGCACCUCCUCCGCCCGCAUGUGCACCUUCCGGUAGUGAUUGAGCAUGCGGGUCACACGCCGGCCCCGGCAACCAGUCCAGUAGCAUAUGCCCUUGCGCGCCGAAUCCGUGUCGUGCGCUUCUCUCAGAUGCGCAGAAAGGUGCUCCGAAUCGAAACUGGAUAUAAUCUCGCCGCACUCGUUCCACUCGCACACGCACAUCGGACGGCCAGGCCGCGCUUCCUCGACGACCCUAUGUGCAUCAGACAUUCGUGCCGAAGCGGGCCAGGGACAGCUCGGGACUGCGAGCCCGAGAUGAUCCCUCGCAUGGUCCAGCAAGCGAGUUUCCUCUGCGAUAGUACUCCAAGUCCGAUCAGCCAAGGCGGGUAGGUCAUGGCUGUCAAGCACUCACGGGCCCAUAUAUGCUCCCCUCGUGUUGAUAAAUCGAGAUUUCGUGUUAGCGGUCACGACAGGGCGGAGCGGAAGAUUCCAGGAGCGAAGCCGGGGCCCAGAUGCGUGGAGCAAAGUCGGUCCACGAGAUACAUCGUCCGCAAGUCCUGCAAAGCUCGGUUCUGAGGGCCCAGGGAGGUCAAAGACGCCAUCAAUGGACAUAGGAAGGAAGCGAGCUCCAUCGACAGGAGGACCGGGAUCAAGGAAGUCCGGGACGCUGUAUAUCGUGGAGCAGUCGCCAAAGAACCCAGAACCGUCGGAGAGCUCGGACGCCCAAGCACUGUUCUCGUCCCAGAUUCUAUUCUCGACCCCGACUGCGGUUUCCCCAGUGUCUUCCUUCCAACCCCAGAACGCAGAUUCGUCCCCCCAUGGAGUCUCUAUCCAAUCCACGAUGUUGUCACAACUACCGUUUGCAUCCCAUGGAGCGUUUCCAGAAAAGUCUGCCUGCUCCCAGUCGAAGUCGAAGCCAGAAAUCUCGCCCUGUGCAGGGACCACGGCGUUUUCAGACAUGAACUCGCUGGAGCACAAUGCCGCCCACAGUUCAGCAGAGUCAGCAGAGUCAUUUAUCAACGGAAUUGCGUUGGCCGAAUCCAGAAAACAAAUUUCUUCGUCUGCUAUGAUCGGUGGAGGUUCAUAUCCGACAAUCCUGGAGUGCAGGACCCAUCAGAAUCAGUCAACAAAGAAGCAAACUCGAACGCACUGGGCGAGUUCCGCCGUUUGCUCGUCCCACCACGCAAGCACAUCACUGACACUGCCGGUGCGCGGCAUCUCAUUCAACAGCGCAGCGCAAAACGCGUCGACCAACGCCAGCGCCUCGUCGUUGUUCAUCGCCGGCAACUCAUCGCCAUCACCACCAUGACCACCACGCUCACUCUCCUCGACAUCUCCAUCAUCCACCGCCAGGUUUGGGUCCGCCACGCCCUUCCGCGUGAAGAACGCUGAAACUGCGCUGGCACUCCAAAGCGCAAGCUCGGCAACUAUAGCGAGCAGCGACGUGCCCGAUUCUUCUUCUUCCUCCCUCCCAUUGCAAGCGAUAGAAGCACUGCUGCUGCUAUCCGACGCCGAGCUGACUUCUAACGCAUCGAGCACUUCGAGUUCGUCCUCGAGCGCCUCCCCGUCAUUCGCUGUGGCGGGAGCACUAAGCGCUUGGGGAGACCCCUCACACGAUGACCCGAAUAGACUUUGCAGUGGAGAUGCGCUGGAGCUGGGCAGCAGUGACUCAGAGUCGUGCUCUGGGGGUGCAAUAUGCGUUACGAAAUCUUCGUCGUAGGCGCAGAUGACGCCGAGAGCACUCGGAUCGAAUGAAACGCUCUGUGCGUCGGGUUCCUCCGCAACAUCAGUGGCGCUUCCCAUGUCCGUCCCAAGAGGGUGUGUCGCAAGUCCAUCUACUUCCACCGAUCCGCAGUCAAUGGUGACCGGCUCCUUCUUCUGCUCCUCGUCUGAUAGCGUGUCCUCAUCGACGCACUCACCAGCCAGCUCUGCGCAGCAAGCCUUUCGAGACAGCGGCGACUCCUGGUAUUGAGAGGUGCCGGAGACACGACCGCGUUUCGCGGGUGAAGGGGUCUGAGAGUCAGACGGGGGCGUGUUCUCGGUCCCCCGCAAAGGCGACGAAUCUGCGGUGCCGGCGCUGACGACACGGUGGCGCGGGGUGGAGGGCUGGGUCGACAGGAGUGGCGAGCGCGGCGGCAGCGUGCCGGGUGCAGCAGCAGAUCGCUCAGGCGAGCCUUCUUCUGGUGUCUGUGGCGGGUCGAGGUUGCUCGAGAGGGCAGCAGCAGUGCGAAGCGGCGUCGCGGGCGUAUCGCUCAGCGUGGCCUCCUGCUCUUGCGUCGCGUCUUUCUCCGCCUCGAUUGCGGCGCAUAGAUUAUCGCAGAACGUUGCCGACGACGGUGCAUGGUCGGGGCUGGAACGGGCGAGUUAUUCGACGGUGGACGGGUGAGGAGAGCGCACUCACUCGGGCUCGGCAUCUAGCAGCGAGAUUUCGGGUGGAGGUGUUAUGUCGACGUCUUCAUCCAUAGCGCAUAUGCGUCGCGUCUGUUGAAGGAGCACAAAGACAGGAGACGCAGGGGGAGUUGGGGGAAAGAGUGUCAGUCCGAUCGCUUCGUUUUGUAGCCCGUUUGAAAGAAGCACAUAAAGACAUUUCGGGCGAUGGUGUCGAGUUAUUCAUCCGGUAAAUGGCCAUUUUGAGCUGCACCAGCUCCAGAGUAUUCUCUCAAUCCGGUCAAAAGAGCACAAAGAGAACCGCGUCACAGAUCCGUCACCGACAAUGGGAGUGUGACGCUCACAAACGCGAUCACGUGCAGUUGCUCUGUGCCACCGACAACCCACUGCCAGGCAC